Tetrahymena thermophila SB210 is the source of this 1965-nucleotide messenger RNA. Its product is annotated as ADP-ribosylglycohydrolase. The transcript has 3 exons. The record is from RefSeq and is a predicted model, not a curated record. NCBI's taxonomy places the organism in Eukaryota, Ciliophora, Oligohymenophorea, Hymenostomatida, Tetrahymenidae.
AUGAAUAAAAAUCCCUAUUCCUCAGCAUAUUAAAAUGGUAAUAUCAAAUAACAAAAUAGGAAUUAUUUUUAAUAAAACUAAGAAUAGAGUCACUCAAUAAGUUAAUCAGAAAGCAAUUAUAAAAAAUAAACCUAAUCAUAUAUCAAUAAUAAUUAUGGCUUAAAUUUAAACUUCUAAAAAGAACCCUAGCCUUAACAAAACUCUUAUUAUCCACAACAAUAGAAAGGUUUCUAAUAGAUGAAUAGUGGAAAUUAAAAUUAGUAUUAAAAUAGUAAUGGAAACCCUAUUAGGUCUGGCAAUUAGUAGAUCUAAAAUAAUAACAAUUUAUAUAGAUCAUAAGUAAACUCUUCCCCUCAAAAUUAUGUAGACCAAAUGUAAAAUAAUCAUUAUUCAGGUGCUAAUGAUCAAAAUUUAUAUAAUAACAAUAAGAAUUAUCUAAUGAGUAUCAGUUAAAACUAAUAAACAAGUAUAUCUAAAUCAGCAUCCAUCAAUAAAUCUCAAGAAAGUGAAGAUGCUUAAAUUAAAAGAGCUGAAGGCUGCCUUUUUGGAGCUUUUAUAGGAGAUAGCAUGGGAUCUUAUUUAGAAUUCAAUAAAUAGCAGAUUACAAACGAGUUGGUAAGAUAGGCUUAUUAACUUCCUGGAGGAGGUAUCUUUAAUCUCACAAAAGGCUAGCUAACUGAUGACGGAGAGCUUGCAAUAAUGCUGGCUGAAGGAUUGCUCGAAGCUAAAACCAAUGAACCAAAUGAUUUCAUGAUAAAUAUAUUAAAAAAAUAUCACUUUUGGGUGAAUUCAAAUCCUUUUGACUUCGGAAGCACUAUGCAAAAUUCAUGGAUGCCAAUGAAUUUUACAACAUAUAAAGAAUUGUUGUAAAAAUAUCAAAAUAAUGAACUAAAUUUAUUACAGUCUAUUCAAAAUAAUGCAGCCAAGACAUCGGUCAAUAGUUAAUCUAAUGGAUUUUUAAUGAAGUAAUAACCUUUAGGCAUAUUGUUAUGGAAUUCGCCAAUAGACGUUAUAUUUUAGUUUGCUGAGCUUGACACUAAAUUCACACAUUCAGACCAAUUUUGCUUAGAAGUUAGCAAGAUCUAUACAUACAUUCUAGCCUAACUCAUAAAAAGAGGAAAACAAGAAUCUUUUAAAAUUUAUUGCGAAGCAAGAAAGUUGGCUUGGGAAAAUUAUUUUUCCAAUUAAAUGAAAGAGACUUUUAAUUAUAUUGAAAUGUAAUUUUAAGGUAUUACAGAACAAUCAUUAAGGACAGGUGAAAAAUUUGGAAUUAAUUAAAUAGGUUUCCCAAACUUCUAUGCAAUAUAUAAAGCUGAGAAACAAAUUGGAUGGGUUAGGAUAGCGUUUUCUUAUUCUCUAUAUAUAUUAAUAGCUAAUUUAACAGUAGAACAGUUAUAUUAAGGUAUUUUAUCCAUCGGAGGAGACACAGAUACCAAUUUAUGUAUUGCUGGAGCUGUUUAUGGAGCUUAAAAUGGCAUAGAAACUUUUCCAAGUUUCAUGAAAAAUGCAAUUGAAAAUUGCGAUCCAGAAAAGAAUUAAAAAUAACGUCGUGCAAAAGACUUCGCUCCUCGUCGAUAUCGUGAUCUAGCUUAAAAGCUAUAUUAAAAAGGAAAAACUAUGAAUUAGAAUUCUCCAAAAAAGAAUAGUUUAUAAUUAAAUUAAUUAUAGGUUAGUUAAGGAUCAAACUAUUAAAUUUUAAAGGACUAUUAUAUAGAUUAUAUUAAAAAUUGUAAUAUUGAGAGUUUAGUAAACUGUAAAGUUAAAAAAAUUGAAAAUUGCUACAUUAAAUCAAUUUAGUUUUGCUAAAUUGAAGAAAUCACUUAGUCAAGAUUAGAAAGAAUCUCCAAAUCUUAAAUAACCAACAUAUCAUGUUCUAUAGUUUAAGAUAAUCAAGCAUAAUUUGAAAAUAAUGGUAUAAAAAUUGGCAAUAGUGAAGAAUGUAAGUUUGGAAUUUCAUCAAUAUGA